UCUUUACCUACAGAAAUGCUGUGAUUUUCCAUUGUCUGCAUAGCUGAGAUGCCUGACACAUGAAUUAGCACAAAUUCCUGAUGUGGAUAGAGGUCUGUAGUGAGAUGCUGAUUUCAGAAACUGAGACAGGACAGCCACCCCUGGUGUCAGAAAACUGUAAAGCCAACUUGGAGAUCCUUUCUGUUUGGGAACAGAAGCAUGGCCUCCUUUUCUGCAGAGAAAGAUGGUUGAUCACAAUGGUUUUGUGCAUUUCUAGCUGUUGUAAAUGUUUCCCAGCAUGGUACCUCUCAUGGGCAAGAGGAUUUUCCUGAAACUUUAAGUUUUUCUUCUCAUCUUACCCUGUUGACUCCUUGCAACACCUCAUUCCUUUGUUUAGUUUCACAUGGAGUCAAGCCUGUCCUCAGGCUGGUGUCUGCUCAGCUGCUUGCAAAGGAAUGGUUGGUUUUGUUUACCAGCUUUAUCAUUCCCCACUAAAAUCACUCCAGUUUGCAUAUGUCUUUAGUGUGUACAGACCCGUGGAUGGUCCCUUGUACUUAAGGAAGUAUAAAUUAUAUUGCACCAGGUGCAGACAAAGGUGAGCAGGAAAUGAUGAGGGAAAUGGAGAGUUUGGCCCAUGAGGGAAGAAGGGCUUGGCUGGUCUAGCCUGCAAAAGGGAAGACCCCAUAGACUGAAAAGGAUUAUCAGGGCUAAAGAGAUUUGGCAUAAAUGGCCAUGAGUGGUUAAGACAGAAAUUAUGAUGUUAACCAUUGAGGAAAUCAGACUUUAGGACAGACAGACAGACAAAAAAAAAAAAAAAAGUAUACUGGAGUCUGAGGUAUAUCUAAGGUGUGUCCAAUGAUUGCGUUGUAAUGCUGUAUGAUGGUGUUGCCCAGAAGAUGAUUGUGACUUCUUCUCUUGUGUCUCCUGUUGCCCAAAAAUGAUCAGGAGUGUCCGUCCUCCCUUUUUCUUACUGAGCUGUGCAACAUCCAGCUGACAGCAGGGCUCUGCUCAGCCCCGGCACUAUUGAGGACCAGCAUGGACAAAACGGGUGGGAAAACAAAGGGCUUUUCUUCAGGUACUCCUGUAAUCUGAUCUCUGCGAUGACUCAGCCUCUUCUAACAACAGCUGUCUCACAAACCAUGCAGUGGUGGGAGAGCAGCUGCUGCCACUUCCUGAUUUCUUCCUUGGGAGAGAUCUAAGCUGGGACAUGAUCAGAGCGUUUAAAUGGACUUGUCAGUCCCAGGAACGGCAGACUUUGGGAGAGGGUACAGAGGAAUAAAGGCACCAGGAAAGAGCCCACAAGCCACUUAUGCAGAGCUGCUGCUAUCGAACUGAUGAAGACAGAAACUUGUGACAGAAAACUGCACGGAAAGUUCCUGUUAAGGAAAGGAGGGAGGUUUUGUUUACAUGUCAUGGCUCACCUACCUCACAAACCCUGAAAGUGCUGUAAAAACUGAGAAGUGUAAAAGGGAUCCUCAGGUGUACCCAUGGAAAAGACAGAUGACCAGAACUGCCAGGAUCCACAUGAAGAGGACAACCCAAAGAGUUCUCCAUUUGGCUUUGUUAUAAAACAGUUCCAAGGAAAGAAGUGUGCUCCCGAAGAAAGGAAAGAGCAGCCUUCAGCCAUCAAACAGUUCUUCAAAGGCUUUGACUUUGGGAAAUCUGAAGGCAAGGACAGCAGGGAAAUUGAAGAAACAGAAAUAAACAAUGCUGGAGCUGAUGAUCAGAGUGAAAAGCAAGAUCUCCCUGUAGAAGAUGGACUUUCACAUCUUGCUUCUGAAGCAGAGUCACCAUCUGGUGAGCAGAGAUUUAACCAGUUCAUGGAGAAACUGGGAAGGAAACCCAACAGCAAGAAUCUGGACCUAAAUAAUUGUGCACUAAGUGCAGCAGAUGUAACAGAGCUGGCUUCUUUGCUGCCCUUUCUCCCAGAGCUGGAAGAGAUCAGCCUGUCCUGGAAUGGUUGUGUUGGAGGGACUUUGAAAGCCCUCACUGCCCAUCUCCAUCACGUGAACCUGUUAAAAGUCCUCCGACUUAACAACUGCAGGCUGACAGCUGAGGAUGUCAUCUCCUUAGGAGAGGCAUUUGAAAUUGUUUCUCAGCUCGAAGAACUGGAUUUAUCAUGGAACAGUAACAUAGGUGGAAAACUAUCACUGCUGACAAAAAAACUUCAGGAAAGAUGCAAAUUAAAGUGUCUGAAAAUUACGGACUGUAACCUGACAGCAAAGGAUGGAGAAUCCCUUGCUGAAAUUCUAGAUGUGAUCCCAAACCUCGAAGUAUUAGAUCUCUCUAUCAACAAAAACAUUGGCUGCAGCAUGAAGGUUAUUGCUCAAGAUCUGAAAAAUGUGCCAGGCUUGAAAGAGUUAAAUUUGCACAUGUGUGGAUUAAAGCAAGACAGCCUCCAGAGCUUAGACACUGCUCUACAGCACCUUGCAGAGCUAAGGAAAUUAGACAUCUCCUGUAACAGAGAGAUUGGUGGUGGCUUUAAAGCCUCAACAGCUCAUUUGGCCAGCUUGACAAAUCUGGAAGUGCUGGAUCUUCACCAGUGCUGUGUCACAGAAGAGGACAUGACUGUUUUGUCCCAGGUGAUACCUUUACUCUCCAGUCUUCAGGAGCUGAAUUUAUCCUCGAAUAAAAAUAUAGGAGCCUCAUCAGAGCCUCUUCUGGGCAGGCUCAGGUUCUUACCAAAGCUGAGAUCUGUGACCAUCAGCAAUUGUGGCUUAGGUGAAGAGUCCCUUUCAUCACUAGCUGAGGCUGCCCUUCACCUUCCUGAACUGGAGAUUUUAGACCUUUCUUGGAAUAAGUGCGUUGGUGGGAACCUAAAGCUGCUUUUGGGAGCACUAAAGCUUGCAACAGAGAUUCAAGUGUUAAGACUGAGCAGCUGUAACCUGGUGGAUGAAGAUUUGGCACUUCUAACAUCCCUGAGGCAAGAUGGCCAUUUAGCCAGAUUGCAGAAGCUGGAUUUGAGUUAUAAUAACAACAUCUCUGACGAAGGCUGGGCUGUUUUCUGCCAAGGUUUAGGAGCAUUCAAGGAACUCUCAGAGCUGGAUGUGAGCCUCCGGCCAUCGUCCUGCCGGGACUGCGUGCCGUGGUUCAGGGAGUUGUUGGCAGCACUGACACAGCUGCCAGCCUUGGCAGAGCUGGGCAUGCAAAGAUGGGCCCUCUCAGAGUCCCAGAGGAAGCAAAUGGAAGGCUUUAAUCAAGACAACAAGAGAAAUAUUCGUUUUGACUGUUGAUGAAGGUUGGAGGUGUCUGGCAGGCCUUUUGGGAGCAGCACAUGAACCAGGCAUUAUGUGUCUCUGACUUAGAAGACUGCAGUUUUUAAUAAUCUCUUGAAUUAGAGAAAAUCGUUAUUUGACCUUCUGCACCAUAGAUCAUUCCAUUUAAUAACAUUCUUUCAGAUUCUCUGGACCACCUUUACACUAUUUAAUCUUCAUGUUGAGGAUACUGCCAAGGCCACUGCCCACAGAGCAGUGCUGGGGUCAGAGGGACACACUGCAGGUUUGGCCAUGGAGGGAAGGGCUGGGGUUUGUGUUAGUGCAGGUGGGUGGGCAGUGGAAAAUACCUCUAACUUGAAAAUACUUGAAACUUCCAUGUUUUAAAUUUUAGUUUCUUCUCCCUCCAAACUUUUGCCUCUUUGUGAAUUAAUUAAAUCGUAACUGGAAGAUUUGGCAUCCAUCUCAACAACUCAACAUUAGAUUAGUCCAGGAAGGAGAAUACAGAAGGAGCUGGCCUGCCUCUGCUCUGGCCUUUGGUGCCAUGUCAUAGUGUAGAUGAAUCCUGUACAGAGAAUCAGCAUAAAAUCAAGGUAAGAAACACUUAAUUGGUGUCUUUGAAAGUCUCAGAGGCAAGGAAAAAACUAUGGUACAUUAAAUCAGAGAUGUGUCCAGCUACUUUAGCAAGAAUUUUUGAUACAGAGCAAUUAAUAAGUGCCAAAUUCUGGCACAGUUACUUGUGUCAUGGAGCAUGUUAACCCACACGUGAGCUCCAGGACUGCAGUGGGAUUAUUCAUUGGUAAGGUAUUUUAGGAAGUAAAGGUAUUAGAUCUGCCCACUGAGUGAGGAGUCUUAGAGAAAUCCUGAGGCAGCUUGAGGGAUAAAGUACUGCUCAAUUAGCUCUGAGCAUCUCUACAUGCUGCAGCAAUCUCCUGGAGGAGAGGCACAACAGGAUCAUUCAGUGGCAAUUUCCUACCUUGCUAAGGUUCCCCUCAGCAAGUUCUCUCCUGCAGAUGCUGAUCAAUAUUCAGCUUUCAGUCCAUACAACCCUUCCAACAUCAGCUUUUGCCUGUUCAGAGCUAUAACCAGCAGCUGACUGUGCUGUGCUGAUACCUAUUGAUCAUUUAAUCCAUGAUUUCAUGUAAGAGUCACCCUGGACUUCCUGGUUCCACUUUCAGCUACACUUGCAAAGUGCACUUGGCUCCCCCAGCUUGGAGAAAUGGGAUUUCAACUGGAGUCUCUUGGUCAGGGGCAGCAGGGAAUUGCUGAGUAGGAUCUAAAACCUCUGAAGAUAAAGCAAAGAUCCCCCGCUUCAUUUAGGGCUAAAAAGAGAGAUUUUCAAGCAGUGACUUAAGCCAGGACAGUUGUUCUAAUGAGGAAAUACCAUCAUGUUUGUUUAUCAGCAUCACACCAACUUUUAUCACUUGUCUUCAUGUGAUUUUCCUCCUCAAAUCCACCUUUGAGCCAACUCUGAAGUUAUCUUUUCUCUGGUCCAUGAGAAUUUCUCUGAAUCCUUUCCCAUUUGAACCUCUCUCUGCAGUUUAAUGUCCAUGUUCUGUUCAAAUCUUCCUAGCUGAACUCAGCUUCAGUGUUGGGGUUUCUUGUUUUUUCAUAGCUGGAUUCCUCAUUCUCAGCCCCAGAGCACAGGACACUGGCAAAAUCUCCCCUGCUCCUGAUCCCCCUGCUCAGUCCCUUGCCCUCUUACUAUUCUGUCCUGCCAGUUGUGCCACUAAAAAGCUUUUGUUCCUCUUAUCACCUCUACUAAAUGUCUUGUCAAUCUGCCAAUCUGCACAGAAAUCUCUCUUCCAAUGAUUUCCUCCUUGGCAGUUUAUGAUUCAUCCUUUUCUCUGUUCUACUUUGCCUUCAUUUAGGGUGAAAAAAAUUUCAUUAGACAUUUCCAAACAAUCAGAACAGCCUCAGUUACCCAGUGAAAUGGAAAAUCAGGACAGAGCCGUCCCACUUUGCUGCAGUCCCAGCUCUCUCCUGCCAAUGAGCAUAUUAAUGAGAUUUCAGUACCAAUCAAGAGCCAAACAGAAAUGAGUUCCACGCCCUGGAUGCAGAUUCAGAGAGCACUACCUGCAGAUGGAGGGAAGAGCUGGUUCAGAGACCCUGCCCUCAUCACUGCCUCAGGAUGCACCACCUUCCCUGAGGCCAGGGGAGGGAGAGCAGGACUGCAGUUCUGACCAGCCAGUUAAACUAAACAAAGGGUUCUGCUCCCACCCACUGCAUUUUGUCCCUCACUGUGGCUGGCCCCAGUCCAGCUCCAUGCUCUAUAUAUACUGCAAAUGAAACUCAGGGGCUUAAGGGGUAGCUGAGCAAUACAGAAGAAAAACUAGACAAAGACAUUGUGUGUGUGGGACAAACAGCUGCCUGCCUGUCAAGUGCUGUGGAAAGACAGAGUUGCACAUAAAUUUGGCUUGCAAGAAUUGUAGCAAUAUUAUGUUUGUCAUGGUUCUUUUUAAUAACAAAGGUGUUAUGAUGUGUCAGAACCAGAAUCAUGGUGGAAAUUGCAUCCUGCACAUCCAUGCUUUCAAAUAAGCCUGUCCUACACCGACACAUCCCAAACUGUCACCAAGCCAUCUCGGACAGGAGCAGUACCACUGAGGAAGUGACAGCUUGCAGUCAUCCAGAGUGCUGUAACUGCAGAUUGCCAAAACAUCAGUGAACAGUUUUGCAGAAGUGUGGAGAUACCUUCAAACAGCUUUUGACACCUCUGUAAGACAGGAUGGUGAUGCAGGUCCUGGUAGAAAUGUGUGUUCUGCCUGUCUGGAAUCCUACUCUGUACUGCCAAACAAGGUACUGAUCAUUUCCACAGGUAAAGUCCAUAAGCAAGGUUUAUAAACUGUGAUAUUGUUGGGAUCAUUACUAAACACAGAGAAACAACAUGAGUUUUGAAGCCUGAGCUUUGAUAUUACUCCUGUUGUGACAGUUCUGGCCUGAUGCUGCACUUUGUACCUAAAGAGAUUAAGAGUCCCUUCAGUCCUGCCUUUGGGAGCAGAUGAAGUCCAUGGAGUUUCCAUCUUGCAGCAGAACAAGGUCUUGCCUCUUCUAUUGCUCCUGCCUGCAAUUUGCUUAUGUCUUCUGGCAGACAUUUAAUUCCUUUAUCUUGUCCCAACCAUAAUCUUUCUAAUGACUCCAGGAUAAAGUCUCUCC
Molecule: messenger RNA, 6344 nt
Organism: Prinia subflava (tawny-flanked prinia)
Lineage: Eukaryota; Metazoa; Chordata; Aves; Passeriformes; Cisticolidae
Gene: LRRC31
Product: leucine rich repeat containing 31
Exons: 10
Coding region: 1467-3212 (581 amino acids)
Molecular function (GO): protein binding
Source: RefSeq, a predicted model, not a curated record